Haliotis rubra (blacklip abalone) is the source of this 1272-nucleotide messenger RNA. Its product is annotated as segmentation polarity homeobox protein engrailed-like. Lineage: Eukaryota; Metazoa; Mollusca; Gastropoda; Lepetellida; Haliotidae. The record is from RefSeq and is a predicted model, not a curated record. Gene Ontology annotation, biological process: regulation of transcription by RNA polymerase II; neuron differentiation. Gene Ontology annotation, cellular component: nucleus. Gene Ontology annotation, molecular function: RNA polymerase II cis-regulatory region sequence-specific DNA binding; DNA-binding transcription factor activity, RNA polymerase II-specific. The transcript is spliced from 4 exons. The coding region runs from base 1 to 1233 and encodes 410 amino acids.
AUGGCAAAUGAGCAGUUAGAGUACAAGUUCAUUCCAACUUCACGUAGAGGAGGUUGUGCCGAGGCUGUUCCGACUCCAUCUGGAAGUGUGUUCCAAGGUCCCACGAAUACGUUGUCCUCAGAGGCACAGAGAGCGCCUCCCAGACGUCGUGUUCCAUUCUCCAUCGAGGACAUCAUGAAGUCAGAUGACGUCCAGACCUCAGAGCCCAGCAUCACAGACAGGACUUCAUUAACCAAACCGGAAGCAGCAUGUGAGGGCUUCAUAGCAACGACCAAUCCCCAAGGAUUCGGAGGCCUCAAACUUGAACAUCUUCUUCGUUGUCAGAUACCAGAGUCUCCGCAGACAUCCAAAGUUGAUGGAAAGCUCAGUCACCCUUACAGAUGUUACCUUCAAAACAAAAUCGAAAGAUGUGAAAUUCCUGCUUUUCCUGUCAGUCUUCACCACCUCCAGUCCUACCCUGAGUUACCCCUCAGUCUCCAGACCCGUACAGACACGCCCCCAACCAUCAGCCUACCGGUUAGCCUGUGUCCAUCACACGUAGAACAACUGGAUGUCCGGAUUCUGAAGACGAGCACGCUUCCAUCAUCAAGCGAUGCUUAUGCAGAUGACCUCAUUGAUGUCGAAAGCGCCAGUCCAAACGGAAGUACAGCUUCCAGUGGUUUCUACAGUAACUCCAGCCCGACCCACAGCGCCGACAGUUCCUCCCUCUCAGGGCGAAUCUCUACAGGUACUCAGGAUGAUCGUGGUUCCCCAAAAGGUCAGGAAGAAGAUCAUGUCUCUGUGGAAACAUCCUCCAUUACCGAGGAAGAAGAAAUUGUGUCAGAGCUGUCCUCACCAAAGACACUGGAGGAAGACUGUGUCUCCGCGAAUCCGAGGAAGAACUACAACGAGAAGCAAGCGAGGAGGUUGAAGCAGGUGUUUCUGGAGAACAAAUACCCUGAUGUAGAGUUGUAUGAAGAUUUGUCCCAGGAGCUGAAUAUUCCAGUAAAGAGAUUAAAGGUGUGGUUUCAGAACAGGCGAUCACGCAACAAGAGAACAUCCGACACCAAGAUGAUGAACUACCCUCUCCAGCAGCAAAACAUGGCGGCCAUGUUGUCGUCUGCUCCAGGAUACGGCUACACGCCUCCCAUGAUGCACCAGCCCAUGUAUCAGUACCCAGCACCCAACGUACCGAUGAUGUACCCUCCCAGUCUGUACCCAGGGUAUCCCUACCCGUUCCACUAUCAGCAGUGAAGGAGCUGAUCCCCCAGAUAGUGCUUGUUAGACAUUGAA